AGCUAGCAGCUAUCAGUUUGAAGCAUGCCAUCUAAGAAAAGCUUAAAGGCCUCACGCAAUCGCCGACAGCCUGUGCAGCUCAUUGAUUUCUUGCGCGCCGAUGGGGAUCAGCCGAAACCAGCACAAUCCAUAAGCAGCCAGUCUGCGGCGACAAACGUCAGCCCCGUAAUAAGUUCUACUAACACUACCACAGCUUCAGCCGCAGCAUCUGUUAGUGGAGAACGCGUCUGGGGCAGGUUGCCCAGCACACAGAAUGUAAACAACAAUAUCGUUUCCUUUACUCCGACCGAUGAGGAUUUUCCCGCUGUCGGCGCCGUACGCAAGAAGCCAAAGGCCGCUCGAGCUGCUGUUGCUCCGCCAGCAGCUCAGCCAGUUGGUCAGCGUAUUGGCCAUUACGUGCGUCAGUCAACAUCCAGCAAUUCCCUUGAAAAGCAACAAGUGGUGAAUAAAUGGCUCAAAACUGUGCAGCAGCAGCCGAUUGCCCAAUCGCAGCAAUUAUCAACACAAUUGUCCCAGUUCGGUGCGUCGCAAUAUGAGACUAGUGUCAGCGCACCUGCUGCUGCUGCUCCGCAACAGCAACAGUCCCAAGGAAUGCAUCAACAGCAGGCUCCACCAUGUGCUGCUGGCAGCAAGAUGAUGCCGCCGCCUGCGAUCAGCGGCAACCAACCAAGCGGACACGCACAACAGAUUCCGUUUGCCCAAAGCGUGCCGCAUUGCCCGGUCACAUGCCCGAACAUGACCAUGUCCCUGCCGGUGGAUGGCGCCAUGCGCACCGCACCCCAAAUUCGCUCCGUAUCUGGCGAAGCUGCAAGGACUGCCGCACCAGUCAAUGAGCGUGUUGUCCAUGAAACUGACGGCACACAGGCACCGCAACAUCAUUGGCGACGCAAUGAUCGACGCGUGCAACGCGAGCAAGCGCCGCAUAUAAAUGCACGCAGAGAGCAUCCGGGCUUGCCGUCGCAACUUCCCGACGAGCUGAUGAUGCAGCCGCCCAGCUCAGUGCACGGCGGUCGUGAUGAUGAUGAUGCUUCCUUUGUGCUGGAGCUGCAGCAGGCCCUGGCUGCCAAUGCGCCGCUAACGCAAUCCCAAUUGCAGCUGGACAACAUCGCGGCACAUAGCACGCUGAAUUGGAAUGCCAACGAGUUUCGUCCCAUGCAGGGGUCAGCGCUUGCAAGAGAGCCUAGAAAUAUGAUAAGCGAACGUCGCCGUCGUCAGCGAUUCCACCGCACACUCAAGCCCCAUGCGCUCUUUGAGCUGGUGUCGUUGCCCUCUGAUGGGCUGCCGCAUUCGCAAUCAACUGACAAUGGCCAGGGAUCGCAAGCCACAUUUAAUAUAUCACCCAGCUAUACGGAUUCGAGUGGAGCACCAACGGCUGCGGUCGCGGCAAGGACUGCAGCGGCUGCCACAGCCGCCAGGCAGCUGCCGCUGCAGAACAAUAACAACAAUGCCAGCCAGUCGGUUUUUCGGCUCGCCAGCCUCCCCAGCACGGGUAUCGGCACAGGCAACAGCAGCCUGUCAACAAUAUUCGGCCCCUCUGACAGCCCAACCCAAACAGACGCGACGGUUGACUUUUUGCGAAGUCCGCCCUUACUGAAUAUGGAUCCGCCAACGCAGGAAACUGAAGCGCUGCUGUUCCUCGACGUGGAAGAGUUAGAAAACUUGAGCGAGGUAUCUGAUGUGGAUCAAGAGAACCCCAACAUGCCGCAUCGCAGGAACAAAGAUUUCCCACGUCACAUAAUCUUUGUAGGCCGUGACAGUCCACAACGCCGCAAUUUCGAUGUCGAUUUGAAUUUUAUGCCACCGAGCAUCAAGAAGUUGUAUCGUCUGAUAUGCUCCAAAUACUCGGACUAUGCCUUUGUCUAUGCACUGAGUGCGCAGCUGAGCCAAGAAUGUGUGCCCAUGGAGUGCUAUGUGUAUCUUAAGAUGGCGCUGUUGAGCAGCCUGGUCAGCAUUGAGCUGGACGAUCUGCGUGCACCCAUUUCGUUGUGCGUCAUAUGCGCCGACAGCUGUGUGGCUAAUCGGCUGCUGCACAACGUCGGGCAAUUGGCAUCCCGUUUCAUUGGUCCCCACGAGGGUGGUCAGCAACCGACGCAAACAGCGCUGCCAUCGCGUUACAAUUGGGUGGUAGCCAGCCCAUUGCUGCUGGCUCAGCAGGGCGUCUACUUUGCCGGCGACUGGAAUCGCCUGUCGCGCGAUCAAACUGAGGAGCUAGAGAAAUGCAUUGAGAAUGGCAGCGUGCCGGUGCCACAGCUGCAGAGUGCGCAGCCGCUUGAAACUGCCAUUUGGACAUACUGGCAGCCGGAGAAUGCGGCCAAUCAGACAACUGCCUUUGCCAAGCUUUGUCCCAUCUUUGGCCUGCCCGUGUACAUGGAUCAGCACGUGAAUGAAACUAUGUGGGACUUUGUGCUGCGCCAGUACCGUAGAGAUGAGCAGGACACAACGCAGGAUGCAUUUAAUAUUCCCUUAGACGAUACACGAACAAUGCUUGAGUUGCUCCAACAUCGCCAGGUGGCCUUUACCGAGGAGGCCCAACAACUGCUCCAAAAAUACUAUGUUGUCUCGCGCAUCGAGCAGCCCACCGCAUUUAGCAGCAAAACUUAUAUUGUGCUUAAACAGUUUGCGGAAUCGAUUGCUAAGCUGGCUAUGCGCCUGGAUGUACUCGAAGCGGAUGUAACCGUUGCCAUAUUCCAUUGUGAGCAUUUUGUGCGUAGCAUCUUUGGUGCUGGCAGUUAUCCGCCGCCAGCUGUUGCCAGUUUCAAUGUUAUCUCCCGAAUUGAUCCCUACAUGAACGAGUUUGCGCGCUGGCUAUAUCAAUAUUUGGAUCGCUAUGAGGACAAUGUGGACGUCGAUAGCAGACAUCCUAAGCGCCAACGUAUUGAAAGUUUCUAAACAUGCCAAAAGUAAUUGUUGAAUUGAAUGCUGCACAGAUUAUUUGAAUACCAAACUAAUUUGACAUAAAUUGCGAAAUUGAUAAUAUAUCUAUACCAUACUUAUACUGUUUUAGAAACAAAGUAUUUGGAAGUAUCUGUGCAGCAUUUUAUAAAUAUUUGUUAUUAACUAGAAGUUAGGUUAGUAUAUAGUUUACCUCAUAUUAUCUAAACAGAAUUUUCGGAAAUACCAGUAUUUAUCACCAGUUCGUUACAGGCAUAUUGAAUAUGCAUACAUAUUGAGUAUAUUUUUUUAAUGUAUGUCUAUCUAGAAAUAAACUUAAACCAUAUAUCUUUGUUAGUUUAUAAAAUA
Molecule: messenger RNA, 3240 nt
Organism: Drosophila virilis
Lineage: Eukaryota; Metazoa; Arthropoda; Insecta; Diptera; Drosophilidae
Source: RefSeq, a predicted model, not a curated record